AUGGUUGCCUCAUCGCCAUCUCCUCUGGACAACGCGCGUGAGAAGCAUGCCUCGCGCCGUCUGCCCACCUGGUUCGCCUACCCUCUGUCCAUCAUCCUGAGCCCCGCUCUCAGCGCUCUGCUGUACAGCUUUGUACCAGACAUCAUGGGCGCUCCUCUCGCUGCCGUGAGCCGCAGCUUGAAUGAGGAAUGGCAGAUUGGUGCUCUGCUUGCUUGGAGACUGCUGGAGAUCACUCUUGCUUGGUCCACUGGCCUCGAUCACUUCGACUUUGUUCAACUCGCCGGCAUGGCCAACGCGCCCUACUACACCCUGUUGUACCUCUUCUAUGGCAUUGGCUUCGAGCCUCUUGCUCUGGCCCUGGUCAUUGACAUGUUCUCGCUUUGGUUCCCCUUCUGGCUGUUGCGCCCCCUCAACUACCACAACAACCUGCGCACCUUGACUACUCCCGGCACUACAAAGGAUCUGGCUGUCGACAAGACCGUCCAGAUGUACAUGACCGCUUUCGCUGCCUCCAUCUAUGCCACCAUUGUCUAUCUCAGUCUUGUCUCGUGGUUACCCGUCUUUUUGAUCAACUCAUUUGACGAGGUCCUCACCCUCGACUUUGCCCACAACGCCGUCUUCCCUGUCGUCUUCGCUGCAUGCUUGCCCAUCGGUUGGGCCGCCAAGGACUUCCUCUUCAGCACUUCCAUCGUCUACGCUCGCGCAUCGCCCGCCGAGUACAAGCGCUUCGACCCCAAGACCGCCUCUCUUGCCGACACUGUCAUGUGGAACAUGGGCGUUGAUCAGUACUCUAGCAGAGAAAGCGUCCUUUUCAGACGUACCUUCUUGCUCGCUGCCUUCACUGCUGUCCACUCGUUCAUCAGAGUCUUUGCUACUGUCGAAGGUGCCACAAUCUACGGAGCCGCUGGCUGGUCUGCCCUGUGGAGUGUCGCUGCUCUUGCAGCUGGCACAGGCUUCCUCUACGUUGGAGACUCUUGA
Aureobasidium namibiae CBS 147.97 is the source of this 978-nucleotide messenger RNA. RefSeq lists its product as uncharacterized. Bases 1 to 978 code for a protein of 325 amino acids. The record is from RefSeq and is a predicted model, not a curated record. NCBI's taxonomy places the organism in Eukaryota, Fungi, Ascomycota, Dothideomycetes, Dothideales, Saccotheciaceae. The transcript is spliced from 2 exons.